Messenger RNA from Pelobates fuscus (common spadefoot toad), 3695 nucleotides. RefSeq names its product solute carrier family 12 member 1 (gene SLC12A1). Gene Ontology annotation, molecular function: sodium:potassium:chloride symporter activity. Bases 188 to 3457 code for a protein of 1089 amino acids. The transcript is spliced from 27 exons. NCBI's taxonomy places the organism in Eukaryota, Metazoa, Chordata, Amphibia, Anura, Pelobatidae. The record is from RefSeq and is a predicted model, not a curated record. Gene Ontology annotation, cellular component: apical plasma membrane. Gene Ontology annotation, biological process: sodium ion homeostasis; sodium ion transmembrane transport; potassium ion homeostasis.
AGCAACAGAGAGAUUGCAUCCCUAGUAUUUUUCCAGGAACAAGAGGGACUUGGGACAAUUACAUAAAAACAAUACAUAAUCUUUAGUUUAAUGUAAAGUAAUGUUGGCCUUGUAAGUUGUAUCAGAUUGGGUAUCCAGGACACAUAUUCACUUAGUUGAGUACUUCAAGCAUACAGUACCACAUAAAAUGAAUAAUUCUCCAGAUUCCUUUCCUGAUACAAUUCCCAGUAGCCCAACACGUUUUCAGGUCUGUACAGUUAGAGAAGGAUAUGACAACCUUGCACUCGAAGGAGAUAAAGACCCACCACAGUAUGAGGAGACGUCCUUUUCCGGAGAGGAUAACAGACUUGCAAUGAGUUACGGGACUGGAAAUAGGGAAAUGUACAGCUCUGUAGUUCACAAUGGCGACACUAUCAAGACAGAAGUAGGUUUCCAUCCAUAUGACACACACAGCCACACAUACUACCUUAAAACAUUUGGCCACAACACACUAGAUGCAGUUCCAAAAAUUGACUACUAUAGGAACACUGGUAGCGUCUCCGGGGUCAAGAAAAUCAGACCAAGCCUUGCAGAGAUCCAUGACCAACUCUCUAAGAAUGUUGCUGUGACUCCGGGCUCAGUUUCCAAUGGAGAUGGCAUUUUGGGUGAUGAAGAAGAAAAUAAGGUGGAAGAAAAAGGGGGCUUUGUAAAGUUUGGAUGGAUAAAGGGUGUGCUGGUCAGAUGCAUGCUGAAUAUAUGGGGUGUAAUGCUUUUCAUUCGGCUCUCAUGGAUUGUAGGACAAGCUGGAAUUGGUCUGGGAGUAAUCAUAAUUAUGCUUGCCACCAUGGUUACUUCAAUUACUGGGUUGUCAACUUCUGCAAUAGCAACCAAUGGCUUUGUCCGUGGAGGUGGAGCAUAUUAUUUGAUCUCCAGAAGCUUGGGACCUGAAUUUGGUGGAUCCAUUGGUCUUAUUUUUGCCUUUGCCAAUGCGGUAGCUGUUGCCAUGUAUGUGGUUGGCUUUUCUGAAACUGUUGUGGACUUACUUAAGGAUAACAAUGCAAUUAUGGUUGAUGACAUGAAUGAUAUUAGAAUAAUUGGAACCAUUACUGUCAUUCUUCUGCUUGGUAUUUCUGUAGCUGGUAUGGAGUGGGAAGCUAAGGCUCAAGUUCUUCUUUUAAUAAUUCUACUCAUUGCCAUUGUAAAUUUCUUCAUUGGGACCGUUAUUCCUACAACAGAGGAGAAACGAGCCAGAGGGUUCUUUAAUUAUCAAGCUGUAAUAUUCGCUGAAAAUUUUGGUCCAGCUUUCCGCAACGGAGAAGGUUUCUUCUCUGUGUUUGCUAUUUUCUUCCCUGCAGCUACUGGAAUUCUUGCUGGAGCUAACAUCUCUGGAGAUUUGAUGGAUCCGCAAGGGGCCAUUCCGAAAGGAACCAUGUUAGCUAUAUUCAUCACAACUAUUGCCUAUCUUGCAGUUGCUAUUUGUGCAGCCGCAUCCGUAGUGCGUGAUGCAACUGGGAGCAUCAAUGAUACAAUCACAUCUGCAAUGAGCUGCAAUGCAUCUGCCGCUUGCUCGCUUGGAUAUGAUUUUUCUAGAUGCGAAACUGAAAAAUGUGCCUUUGGAUUGAUGAAUAACUUUCAGGUGAUGAGUAUGGUGUCAGGAUUUGGUCCUCUCAUCAUUGCAGGAAUCUUCUCAGCCACACUUUCCUCCGCCCUGGCUUCCCUUGUCAGUGCACCCAAAGUAUUUCAGGCUCUCUGCAAGGAUAACAUCUACACAGCACUUCACUUUUUUGCCAAAGGACAUGGGAAAAACAAUGAACCAAUCAGAGGAUAUGUUCUUACUUUUGUCAUCGCACUUGCAUUUAUUCUAAUUGCUGAACUGAAUACUAUUGCACCCAUCAUUUCAAACUUCUUCCUAGCAUCCUAUGCAUUGAUCAACUUCUCUUGCUUCCAUGCUUCCUACGCAAAAUCUCCAGGAUGGAGACCUGCAUUUAAAUACUACAAUAUGUGGGUGUCUCUCUUUGGGGCCAUGCUCUGCUGUGGUGUAAUGUUCGUAAUCAACUGGUGGGCUGCUGUCAUCACUUAUGCUAUUGAGCUAUUCCUUUACAUUUAUGUGACAUACAAGAAACCAGAUGUUAAUUGGGGAUCAUCGACCCAAGCUCUUUUCUAUACAAAAGCCUUAAACAGUGCUCUGGAGCUAAAUGGUAUCGAUGAACAUGUGAAGAACUUCAGACCUCAGUGUCUGGUUCUUACUGGAACGCCAAUGACGAGGCCGUCUCUCCUCGAUAUCACACAUUCAUUUACAAAGAACAUUGGGAUAUGUCUCUGCUGUGAAGUGUUUGUGGGACCGCGUGCACAGGCUGUAAAAGAAAUGAACAGUGGUAUGAUCAAAAAACAAUUAUGGUUAACAAAGAACAAGAGGAAAGCGUUUUAUGCAGCAGUCGCUGCUGAGAAUAUCCGAGAAGGCGUAAAACCACUUCUUCAGGCUUCCGGUUUAGGCAGAAUGAAGCCAAACACCCUGGUGAUGGGAUUUAAGAAAGAUUGGAGACAGGCCAGCACCACAGAUCUGGCGUGUUAUGUGGGAAUAUUGCAUGACUCGUUUGAUUUUGAAUAUGGAGUGGUUAUUGUACGACUAAGCCAAGGAUUUGACAUCUCUCCAAUUCUCCAAGCCCAAGAAGAACUUCAAAGAAUGGAACAAGACAGAAUAGCACAAGAAGCUGCGAUUAGAGAAAAUGAAUUUCAAGAAGGAAAUGGCAAAUUUCGAAAGUUCUUCCAUAAAAAACCCGAGCUAAAUAUGGCAAAGUAUCCAUCUAAAAAAGAUGUCAGCACAACUCCACCGAUGCACGUGGGCGAGUACAAUCAGAGACUGGCAGAAACCAGUGAACUGUUUAAAAAGAAGCAAGGGAAGGGAACAAUUGAUGUCUGGUGGUUGUUUGAUGAUGGAGGUUUGACUCUUCUCAUACCACACAUUCUGACUAUUAGAAAAAAAUGGAAGGAUUGUAAGCUACGCAUCUUUAUUGGAGGAAAAGUGAACCGUAUUGAAGAUGACAAGUUGAUGAUGGCUUCACUUUUGAGCAAAUUCCGAAUUAAAUUUGCAGAUGUGUAUAUUGUUCCAGAUAUUAACACAAAACCAAGCAAAGAAAGCUGGAAAUUCUUUGAGGAGAUGAUUGAGCCUUAUCGACUCCAUGAGAGCUCCAAAGACGUGUCUACUGCUGAAAAAAUAAGAAGAGAUUAUCCUUGGAAAAUCACAGACUCUGAGCUGGAAACAUUUAAGGACAAGUGUUAUCGUCAAGUCAGACUUAAUGAACUUUUACAAGAAAAUUCCCGAUCAGCAAACCUAAUUGUUCUAAGCCUUCCAGUUGCAAGAAAAGGAACUAUAUCAGAUCACCUUUACAUGGCAUGGGUAGAAAUUUUGUCUAAAAACCUCCCUCCGGUGUUAUUGGUGCGAGGAAAUCACAAAAAUGUUCUUACUUUCUAUUCGUAAACUGGUUUUAAAGAGUUAACACUCCACCUGCAUUACUUGCACUCUACCUGAUUGAAGUAUCAAAAAAUAUAUAUAAUACAAAUAUAAGCCCAUUAUAUUAUAAAUCCAAUAGCAAAUCUAUCUGUCAUAUAAAAUAUAACCAAAUUUAUUGUUAAAUUGAAAUGUGAAUUUUAUCAGCAAAGAAAAUAUUAUGUUUAUUUUUUUUUUAUUGAUCAUCUGUGGGAUCAACUAUAUAUUG